Messenger RNA from Cherax quadricarinatus, 1224 nucleotides. RefSeq names its product nudC domain-containing protein 3. NCBI's taxonomy places the organism in Eukaryota, Metazoa, Arthropoda, Malacostraca, Decapoda, Parastacidae. Gene Ontology annotation, cellular component: cytoplasm. Gene Ontology annotation, biological process: protein folding. The record is from RefSeq and is a predicted model, not a curated record.
AGGCCGUCAGUAGCCUUUAAAACUCAACAACAACAACACCUGGAGUUUUGUGGGGUCGAGACUCAGCUCCUGGCCCCAACGAUUACUCUCAAAAAUCAAUGUCCACUAUGAGUAGUGCUGGUCACCAUGACACUGUCUUGGCUCACAUCCUCACCCAGGAACACAAUUCUCUUCCAUCUUUUUUAAAUGCUGUGUUUGGAUUUUUGUCGCGACAUUGCCCUUUAAUACCUUUCAGAGAAGAAAUGUAUGGCAGUGCUCACAUCUCUGGAGAACACCUCAUCAGUCAGUCAUAUUGUAAGUGGCGGCAGAAAUACUUGGAUGAUAAAGCCUCACAGUCUCUGUUGCCUGAGCGAUGCAAGGAGGAGGAUGUGCCAGUAGCACUUUCCGAGGAAGUUGUUAUAUCCCAUAAUAGAUUGAAUGGCAGUCAUGCAGUAAGUACGGGCACAGCAGACACUGCUUCUGGUGGUUCUACAGCAUCAUAUCCAAAUUCUUCUGGGCCAUACAGUAAAUCCAGAAAACAUGAUAGCAACUUUGAUACAACAAAUGGUGCUGUGAGGGACUCUUAUGCCUGGACACAGACUAUAGAAGAUAUGGAAGUGAGAGUUACUGUACCAGAUAAUGUUUUAAGAGGAAAGCAGGUUAGAGUGAUCUUACAAGCGUCGUUUAUUGAAGUGGGGGUGCAGGAACCAGGUCUGGUGUGGCACACCCUUCUUAAAGGCAAAUUAAUCCACAAUAUCAAAGCUGAGGAGUCUUUGUGGUCUCUGCUUCCUGGUGAACAUAUAUCAAUUCACUUAGAGAAGAGCGAAGAAUGCUGGUGGGAUAGGCUCAUGUCAUCUGAAGACCCAAUAGACCUAAAGAAGAUCAGUGCAGAACGUGACUACGCUACACUUCCUCAAGAAGAGAGGCAGAAAAUUCAGCAACUUGUAUGGAAUAAACAACAGCAAGACCAAGGAAAACCAACUACUGAUCAACUCAAAAUGGAAUCAGUGCUCCGUAAGGCAUGGAACAUAGAGGGCUCUCCAUUCCAGGGUAAACCUUAUGAUCCUUCAUUAAUCAACUUUACUGCUGGAGGAAGUUUUGGAAAAGGAUAGCUGGACUCAGAAAAUAGUAUGCUUAGAAAAUUUUCUCUCUAUAUCUGCCUGUAAAGUAUCUGAGGACUUGCCUUAUAGCUGUUUUAAAGUACGUACAUAAUUAACACUGAUUCCAAAUAAAAUUUUAAUCAUA